Messenger RNA from Hansenula anomala, 822 nucleotides. RefSeq names its product alpha/beta fold hydrolase. The record is from RefSeq and is a predicted model, not a curated record. Lineage: Eukaryota; Fungi; Ascomycota; Saccharomycetes; Phaffomycetales; Wickerhamomycetaceae. Bases 1 to 822 code for a protein of 273 amino acids. Gene Ontology annotation, molecular function: catalytic activity. The transcript has a single exon.
AUGCCUUAUUUGAAACUAUCUGAUGGUACUGAUCUUUAUUAUAAAGACUGGGGUACUGGUGAUCCAAUUGUCUUUAGCCAUGGAUGGCCCUUAAAUGCUGAUGCUUUUGAAGAUCAAAUGAUUUAUUUAGCCAACAAGGGUUUUAGAGUCAUUGCACAUGAUCGUAGAGGUCAUGGUAGAUCUUCUCAACCAUGGGAUGGUAAUAAUUUGGACCAAUAUGCUGAUGAUUUAGCUGAGCUUGUACACCAUUUGAAAUUGAAGAAUGUUGUUCAUGUUGGACAUUCUACUGGUGGUGGUGAAGUUGCAAGAUAUAUUGGUCGUCAUGGUGUCAAUAAUGUCUCAAAGGCUGUUUUAAUUGGUGCUAUUCCUCCAUUGAUGUUGAAAACUGAAUCUAAUCCUAAUGGUACACCAAUUGAGGUGUUUGAUGAUAUUAGAAGCAAUGUUUUGAAAGAUCGAUCAAAAUUUUUCAAAGAGUUGGCUCCAACUUUCUAUGGGUUUAAUCGUGAAGGUUCUGCAAAAUCUGAUGGUUUGAUUGAAGGUUUUUGGUUUCAAGGAAUGCAAGCAUCAAUUAAGGCAUUACAUGAUUGUGUAACAGCUUUUUCAUCAACCGAUCAAACAGAGGAUUUGAAAAAAAUGAAUGUUCCAACACUAGUUUUAUAUGGUGAUGAUGAUCAAAUUGUCCCACCAAUUGCUUCGAGUCAAGCUGCUUUGAAAUUAUUGCCUCAACCGACCGAGAAAGUUUAUAAAGGUGCUUCACAUGGUGUUUGUAGCACUCAUAAAGAUCAAGUUAGUGAAGAUAUUCUCAAGUUUAUCAAGAAUUGA